AUGAAGUUUCUAGCACUGGUACUCAUUCUCAUUUGCGCGAUUCAUCUUGCCUCUUCCGACGAUGUACAGAACUGUGUCAAUGCAGUCGUGAGAACUAUAAAUGUCCCACAAGCCGUUGCAGGAACUCUUGAAGAUCUUAUCAAUUGCCUUAAUAUAUGUCACUCUAAACCAGGAUUUGAAAGCUGUUUGAAUAAUUGUAAUCCGUUUCUUGCAGAUUUAUUAGCCUUUGUUCCAGCAACAACAGGCGUUAAAAUACUUAUCGGGGCCUAUAACAAUGUUGCUGGUUGUUAUGGUUACAUUACAACUGCUGUUACCUGGAUUCUUAGAAAUAUCUAUAAUAUGGUAGAGGGGGGAGUUAUGGAAUCGAUUUGUCAGCAACUUCUUAAUGAUCCCAACAACAGAGAGUUUUAUGAUAUAUUAUGUAUAGUAGAAUAG
Molecule: messenger RNA, 435 nt
Organism: Racocetra fulgida
Lineage: Eukaryota; Fungi; Glomeromycota; Glomeromycetes; Diversisporales; Gigasporaceae
Source: the annotation of a GenBank genome assembly